CGCCGCUAUCAUGAAUUAUUCUUGCCCAGUCGACCCUACAGGGGAGAACCGCCUGCAGUGGCAGGAUUUCUCCUCUAUCCAGACACUCCCGCUAAGAUGGAGACGACAUCACGAGAAGCUUUCUGCUUCAGGCCGACUCCACAGCAAGACAGAGGCAAAGGACUCUGUGUUGCCGAGAACACACAGCAGGAGUCCCAUGGUUCUCCUCCCACAGCCUCAGGACAAACAGGAAGAGGAAACAGCAGCAGGGAUGGGGAAAUACAGGAGGACGAGCGAGAGGGCGACAGUGAUGAGGCCGCUGUAAAAAAAGAAGAGAUGUUGUCUCAGUAUCAGAAAGAUUUCCCUCCUCCGUCCUCCUGUCGCAGGAGGCGAACACCUGCCCUCCCACAGCCAGACAACAUUGGCAUCAACCCUGCAUUCAGAUUUGAGUUCAGGACAGUCCAAAGGGAGACUUACCCAGGUUGGUCCGUCAUGAAUUCCAGGUGUGCUGGCAGGCUGAGGGCAUCCUCAAGUGGUCAACCAAAACAUUUCUGAGCAACAGUCAAUGAAAAAUGAGCUUUUUGUACAUGAAUGUCUUUGACAAGACAGUCACAGCUUUCCAGACCUUAGAAUUUGUGGCUUUAAUAGUUAUGAUUU
This is a messenger RNA of Cheilinus undulatus (humphead wrasse), 636 nucleotides long. RefSeq lists its product as uncharacterized. The transcript has 4 exons. Lineage: Eukaryota; Metazoa; Chordata; Actinopteri; Labriformes; Labridae. The coding region runs from base 97 to 534 and encodes 145 amino acids. The record is from RefSeq and is a predicted model, not a curated record.